Messenger RNA from Triplophysa rosa, 726 nucleotides. RefSeq names its product thymidylate synthase-like. Gene Ontology annotation, biological process: dTMP biosynthetic process. Lineage: Eukaryota; Metazoa; Chordata; Actinopteri; Cypriniformes; Nemacheilidae. Gene Ontology annotation, molecular function: thymidylate synthase activity. Gene Ontology annotation, cellular component: cytosol. The transcript is spliced from 2 exons. The record is from RefSeq and is a predicted model, not a curated record. Bases 1 to 726 code for a protein of 241 amino acids.
AUGGCUAAAUUUGUAUUAGAUAAUGGAUCUAAAAAGACAGAUCGCACAGGUACAGGUACAAUUAGUGUAUUUGGUUAUCAAACUAGAUAUGAUAUAAGUAAUAAUUUUCCAGUCUUGACAACUAAAUAUAUUAAUUUUGAUGCAGUGGCACAUGAAUUAUUAUGGUUUUUGAAAGGUGAAACAAAUAUUAAAUAUUUGAAAGAUAAUAAUGUUAAAAUUUGGGAUGCUUGGGCUGAUGAAAAUGGUGAUUUGGGUCCAAUUUAUGGCUUUCAGUGGAGAAGUUGGCCAGAUUAUAACCGCGAUUCUAGAAGAUUGAUUGUUAACGCUUGGAAUGUUGCAAUGAUUGAUGAAAUGGCACUGCCACCAUGUCAUACUAUGUUUCAAUUUUAUGUUGUUGAUCGAAAAUUAAGCUGUCACCUUUAUCAAAGAUCUGGAGAUGUAUUCUUGGGAAUUCCAUUUAAUAUUGCAUCUUAUUCUUUAUUAACAUGCAUGAUUGCUCAAGUUACAGGUCUUGCUCCUGGAGAAUUUGUUCAUACUAUUGGUGAUUUGCAUUUGUAUAUAAAUCAUAUUGAUCAGAUAAAAAUUCAAUUAUCUAGAAAGCUUAAAAAUUUGCCUAAAUUAAAUUUAGAUGAAAAAAUUAAUAAUAUUUUUUCAUUUUCCAGGGAAAAUAUUAACUUAUUAGAUUAUAAUUGUCAUUCUAAGCUUGUUGGAAAAGUGGCUGUAUGA